GCUGCUGUUGCGUUAAGAUUUGGGGUACAUAAUGGCUCAGAACAUCCAGAGCGUGACCCUUUCCUUGACUUUACCAAUAUCAUGUCAGAUUUGUCUCGGAAAGGUACGCCAUCCAGUGAUCUGUGCUAACAACCAUGUCUUCUGCUCUACUUGCAUUGAAGUGUGGCUGAAAAGAAAUAGCCAGUGUCCAACCUGUAGGGUUCCUAUUACAACGGAGAACCCCUGUAGAGAGAUCAUAGGUGCUACAAAUGAAAAUGGUGGUAAUGACAGCCAUACUGUUAGAAAGCAUCUUCGAAAGACCAGGCUUGAGCUACUGCUCCGAGAGUAUGAGGAUGAAAUUGAGUCUCUUCAAAAAGAAAAUGAGGAGCUGAGAAGCAAAAACCUGAGCUUGGAGUCACAACUGCAAAUUGUCCUUGACCCGUCAGCCCUAUCGCUAUCUAAUAAAAAUGAGGACUGUUAGCAGAAUGGAGAGGACAAGAGAAUUGACUCUGAUAUGGUGAAGGAAUGGAGAGAGAAACUCAAAGUUACUACUGACAUUUAUGAGAGAGUGAAAACUGAUGGUGCAAAGCUGAAGGAGGCAAAUACGAAUCUGAGAAGUCAAAACAUUGAUCUUGUGAGAGCGAAUCUACGUCUGAAAGCUGAGGUUGACAGCAGAUCUCCACAAAAGUUUGGAAGGUGUACUGUUGCUGCACUGGAGGCAGAGAUUGGCCAGUACGAACGGGAUGUUAAACACCUGAGAAAAGCCCUUGAAAGAAGCGAUAAAUAUAUAGAAGAGCUGGAGGCCCAGACCUCCAGUGUCAGGGCGGAAACAAAUGGAAAGGAAAGUAUGGGUAGAUCUUUGAUGACACUGAAUCCAAACUUUUCUGAUUCUGAAGCUGAGGAAGUGGAAUACAAUCAAGAGUGUUCUGUAGCAUGGGACGGGAAAAAUGAAAAUGAGCCAAACCUGACUGUAUCAUUGUGUGUCAGUGAAAUAGAACAGCCAUCAGUCAGCAAAUUACAAGGUAAUGAUUCACUGUGCUCUGACCAACCUAGUAGCAAUUGCACAGAUGUGGAUAUGAGUAAUGAUAAAUUAGCUGGUGCCAGGACGCUUCUUUUAACUACAGCCGGUAACAGCAACAAUCCUGGUGUGGUACAUGGAAAGGGAAAUGGCAAUGAGGAUGGCACUCCAAAGAAAGAUGAGAGUGAAUCUGAAUUUGAUCACACCGUGUUAACUCAUUCUAAGUCCUUUAGCUGUCUAAGUUUGAAUAGUCAGAGUGAUCAAGGUAGAAAAAAGACUGGUAGCAAGCCUUUCUUCUACCUACGGAAACUCAGUUUUGAUGAUCCUAGUUGUAGCAGCAUGUCUGGUGAAGGUAAUAAAACUGCAGAUAACUCUCACUCGGGCAGCUGCACCCCUAGAGAGAAGGGAGCAACUGAUUCUUCAGCUCGGCACGCUAGUCCCAAGACUUGUAACAAAGACCGUUGCACUCCACCUGGAGAUGUAACCACUGCAGGACAUAUUAAAAUGGCUCAGAACUCUGCUAGAACUUUUCAACUUAUUUCUGACUUUGAAGUGAACCGUUUAAGGACAUCAAGUGAAGCUUCCAUGGAUGCUGCUUACCUUGAUAAAAUCUCUGAACUGGACACUAUGAUAUCUGAAUCUGAAAGCAGCAGGGGCUCUCAUUACUCUUUACUGUCAACACAGUCCUCUGACCUUCAUAUUACUUUGGUACCAGAGCUCACAGGUUGUGUUGAACUUAUGAAUGAAACUGACAGAAGGCUUGAGCCAAAGGUGAGAAGAAGACACCAUGUUGAAUCAUUUUCUCAAGAAAACGGUGAAAUAAGAAGUGGUGGUGAAACAGUAGCCACGUCCAACAUCACUUCAGGCAUUACUGAUCUGAAAGAAGAAUUGUAUUUAUUCGGACAGGAGGAUACAGAAGUUGGUGAUCUUAAAACAAAACAGGAUUUCUUGCAGUUGGAUGAAAUUUCGCCCAAUUUCUUUGCAGACUCGCAGGGAUUUUCUGGAAAUCCAAAGGCUGAGUCUUCACAUUCUCCCUGCUCAGUAGAAGCCCGACUUGACCAAGCUGAGGGUCAUUCCCUGUUUCUUUGUACAGCAUUGGCAUCUGAAAAGGGAAAGUACAUAGGAUCAAAAAUCAGUAACACCUUGCCUAUAAAAAGAAAAACUAGAAGUGGCCUUGAUAUGGCCAGCCCUUCUAAAGCAUCCAAGUUACUGUAGGUCUUUUUGCUGCUGGUGGUAUCUGUUCUGUCCACACUGGCUAAUAGAUAACUGCAAAAAAUAAAUUAAAGAAAUAAAGAAAAUGUCUUCUCCCAGAAGUUCAUUGUAUUUAUACCAGAUAUUAUAAUGUGGAGAACCUCGGUCCAAAGAGGAGGAGGAGGAGGAGGAGGAGGAGUAGUAGUAGUCGUAGUAUACAGUACAUCAACAUGGGAAUCAAAUGGGAGGAUAUGCCAAAUGUGUCUCUUAGGGGUACCAGCACUGCUUCCUACUGUAGCUCUCUGUGACAGAACAGUACAUGUUAACUUAUAAAGAAAAGCUCUAUAGGUACAAUAUAAAACCCAAUUAGUAACUAUUUGAUGUAACAAGAUUGAAAAAAUCAGGAAUGAUAAAUUAGUAUUGCUUUCCUGAUGUUAUUACAAUAUAUGUGCGUGUGUAUAUACACACACACACACACACACACACACACAGAGCUACAGCUGAACCUGUUUUAUAUCACCUUGCUUAAUAUCAUGCUCUGUUUAUUAUUACGUUUUUCAAAAAAAACACUUUCUGUGCACCAUAGGUUCUUAAGUAUCAUCUCAGAAACCAACUUAUUGCCAUGUUUUGUGCAGCCUGUCAAAUGCUGUGUGGCUGGGCUUUACUACUUAACCACAGGAUAGAAUAAUAGUAAUCAUCUCGGCUGAUAAACUGACAUUUUGUGUAACUCAAUUGCUGCGUGGGCAUUCUUAACGGGAUACAGUUCAGUUACAAAACACCGUCACCAUUGUUUUUUUUCUUUUUUUAACAAUCUUAUUCACAAAGAAAACAAGUGCAAUGCCUAAUUGAUAGUGACCAUCGGUCAACAAUUUAUGCCUUUUUUAGAUAGACACAAGCUGUUUCAUUCCAGUUAAUGAUACAAAAUGUAUUUGUCCUGUAGGAAACUAUAUGAAUUUGUUUAAAUGUAAAGAACGACUAAAUGUACAGUACUAAAACACUGCUCUUUAAUUCACCGUUAGUUUUCUUUCUUUUUUUCUCGCACUCAUAAUGUGCUGUCGCAGGCAAACGUGAAACCCACUUUAUAUCACAAAUUAUGCCUGCACGGCAAUCAUAAUAUAAAGCAGGUGCA
Molecule: messenger RNA, 3317 nt
Organism: Polyodon spathula (Mississippi paddlefish)
Lineage: Eukaryota; Metazoa; Chordata; Actinopteri; Acipenseriformes; Polyodontidae
Product: ORC ubiquitin ligase 1-like
Exons: 6
Biological process (GO): regulation of DNA replication; protein monoubiquitination
Molecular function (GO): ubiquitin-protein transferase activity
Source: RefSeq, a predicted model, not a curated record